Camellia sinensis is the source of this 603-nucleotide messenger RNA. NCBI's taxonomy places the organism in Eukaryota, Viridiplantae, Streptophyta, Magnoliopsida, Ericales, Theaceae. The record is from RefSeq and is a predicted model, not a curated record.
AUGGUAGUGACUUGGACGUGUCAUCCAUGUUACGGUAAUGUAGGCCUAACCUUCCUAUUUGGAGGAAUACUAGGAUGGAUAGUAGUGAAAAUAUUGAAGCCAAAGCCACAUCUAGAAGGCCUGAUCAUUGCUACAUGUUCAUCUGGAAACUUGGGAAACCUAAUGUUGAUAGUUGUCCAUGCAAUCUGUUCUGAAGAAGGCAGCCUUUUUGGUAAUCACAAAACAUGUAGUUCCGUUGCCUUGUCUUAUGCAUCUUUCUCCAUGGUGCUUGAAGGUUUCUUCAUUUGGACUUACACUUACCAACUAAUACGAAGCUCAUCAAUGAAAUACAAAGCUCUUCAAGCAGCUGAAGAGAUCUCAAAGUUACCAAACAACGAUUUAGAAUCCGAUGAGAAGACUCAUCUUCUUGAAGGAGAAGUUCAAGAACAUGUCGCUAUACUCGUGCCAUCAACAAGACCCACUGAAGAGUACACAGAAGAAAACCAAGCUAUGCCCCAAGUGUCUGCCAGCAAACUGGAGAAAGAGAACGUGUCGUUUUGGGGAAAUAUAAUAGUAGUUCUCCACCAGUUGCUGGAGGAGUUAUUGGCACCUCUUGUAAUGUAA